Molecule: messenger RNA, 4242 nt
Organism: Spizellomyces punctatus DAOM BR117
Lineage: Eukaryota; Fungi; Chytridiomycota; Chytridiomycetes; Spizellomycetales; Spizellomycetaceae
Exons: 8
Coding region: 248-4075 (1275 amino acids)
Biological process (GO): transmembrane transport; lipid transport
Cellular component (GO): intracellular membrane-bounded organelle; membrane
Molecular function (GO): ATP hydrolysis activity; ATP binding; ABC-type transporter activity
Source: RefSeq, a predicted model, not a curated record
GGAAUAUUCCCACAGAGUAUUGGAGUUUUGCGCAGUAGUAAGUUGGGAAGGGGGACAAUGCAGCGCGCGCGACAUCACACUUGACAAGUUUCCUUUUUAUCUCCUACUUUCUUUGUAGUGUUGGUUGGCUCUCGUCGAACGUUUAGAACGGGGCAUCUGGUCGUUUUCUUACAAGGUUUUAUCAGUCUUGUUUUGUCUCGGACGUCAGAGAGUUAAAGUCUUUCGAGGGGGGCAAUUGGUCUGAGAAAUGCAACCGUUAGAUGAACGGUAUGCGCGAGGACCGCCUCAACCUCAACGCAUGCAAACCUAUGAAAUGUACCCUACGCGCGACCCAACGGCUCGUCCAAAGCCGCAACACCAGCAGCAGUUGUCAUCUCAAGGUUUUUAUGCGCUUGGGAGCGGUGAACCGCAUGCAGGCGCGCAACAGCAAGCGCCAUCACAUUACGAACUCUAUCCAGCUCCUGUACCGCACGGACCUGUUUAUCCAAUGUAUGUGGAUGGAUAUCAUCAAGGAGCGCCUGCGGUACGACCUACGCAGCCACCGCCAGGGCCAGCAACGUUGAUGCCGAUGCCUGUUAGCGCGGCCUAUGUCGAACCUGCGCAAAAUACAUGGACAUAUACGCGCCCUCAAGGAGCUUCCCAAACCUCUCCACAAAGCAUGAGUCUUCCACAGCAAGCCCCACCGCAACCCCCGCAACAAUCCCCACCGCAACCCCCGCAGCCAUCCCAGUACAGGAAUCAGCCUGCAUCGGCUCCUUCCAUGCAACAAAGGCCCAUGGAAAAAACUCGGCAAACGCAAGGUCAGCGGACUGACUAUCGCCUUCGACAUGCAAAUAGUCAAACACACCUGAUCCCAUCUUCGUCUGCCUCAUCUGUAGUCUCGGCACAAACAAAUCCAGCGUCUAUCAACCUUGGGCCUCCCGACAAGCGUUCCUCAUAUCAAGUGCGAGCGCUUGCGAGGAAGGCACUAAGUUUCCAGCGGCGUCAGUGGUUUACAAACAUUUGCUGUAUUGGAUUGUGUCCAUUGAUCAUGGUUUUGGUGUCAAGCAUUGUCGGAUUCGUCAUUGCCAACAUUGUGAGAAACCAGGAUCGCGGGUUUGACAUUGUUUACUGCUCCGAUCGUGUGUCAGUAAAUGAGCAAAACUGGCCGAUAUUCAACUUCACUUCGCCGGGUAUCUUCAAUACGACACCAGGAGUUGUUCCCCGGACGUCCCGUGUGACCAAACACGUCAACUUCUUCAGCGUGAUAUUGUUGGCGAUUGCAGACUUGGAUAUUACUGGAUCAACCACACGGAGUGCCCAAGAUUUGGUGACGGAGACACCGUGCGUGAGUUGGUUUGGGGAGGCAUAUCCGAGGGAUGAUCAAAAUAUCUACCAGAGGGUUCUCAGGAAGCAGCAGAAUGCGUAUGCAAUCAAGGACAGUGCGUACACAUCCGAAGUGUCCAGUGGUUGGUUGGACAUUUUGGCACCGCAGAUUUUGGCGGAUCCAGCGGCUCUACGACAGGCAGUCAGUCUUGCGCGGUCAUUCGCCCAGUAUCAAAUGCGACCUUGGGCACUUGUCGGAGCCGCCCCAAAUGUAAACCCGGCCGAUAUUGGCAGUGCACCGCAGCAACCGCCCUUGACAAACCUCAAUCAGAUUCCUAAAACUAUUGGCGGCGGACCGGAGGUUCCCAUGUUUAAGCCUGCGACCUCCGCAAAUGGUCUUUUAGACACAAUUGAGCCGCGUUGGUUUGUGGAUGUGGAUGUGAAUGCCCUGGUUCUCAAGAGCUUACAACAGGUUCCGUACUUCGAGCUCAACCCAACCGCAUUUGGCACCGUGCCCCAACUAGACGCGGAACUUGGACAACGAUUAAACAAAGUCUUGCAGAACUUGGCUGGAUUGGACAAACACGUGAUUUUCGAUACCGCACCAUCCUCCGCUGAUGUUAUCAAGUUCUUCCAGGAUGUGAUUCGUGUUUCAUCUGACAUGCCAUAUGGGUAUGUCUAUUUCACCAACCUGAACCAUCCGACGAAAAACUAUGCGUACACGAUGGCUAUGGGCACGGACUCACGGUUGUCUAAUGCUGCUGGCUAUCCUACCGCUGGACGACGACAGCUUGUUCAGCUGUCACAGCUGUCAAAUGCUAUUCUACGAUUCAGCAAUCCGGCAGCUCUGGGAACUACGGUGAUCACUCAAGGCACGCGUCUGUUUCCUCAACUGAGUGAUGGAAAGAUUAAACUUCCCAUCAGUGGGGCGAUUGGAAGGAUUCUGUACCCCUUUGGAGUGUCGUUCCUGUUGCCUAUCUUUACGAUUGUGCUGGUUCGUGAGAAGGAGGACAGGGUGUUGAUGAUGAUGCGUAUGAACGGUCUUAGACCCGGAAUCUACUAUCUAUCGCAUUAUGUGACCUUCUUUGUCCUUUAUAUCCUAUCGACCACAAUAUUUUUGGUAUCGGGCGUUGCCGCGCGUCUAGACAUGUUUAUUCGAACCGAAUUUUCAGUCCUGGUUAUCUUGUUCCUAUUGUGGGGUCUUGUGCAAAUUGCUUUGGCCUUCUUUUUCGCAAGUUUGUUCAGCAAGAGUCGGAAUGCACUUGUAAUGGUGUUCCUUACGGUUCUUUGCGGCGUGAUUAUAUCCCUCGUUACGGAUCAGCUGUUUGCGGAUAAGAGUGCUCCAGCGGGGUUCUUUUUGUGGCCUCCUUUUGCCUUUUACCGAUGUCUGGGAGUGAUCAAUAAUGCGUCCUUUUCUGGGAAGAGAAGGCCUUAUACGCUCGACAAUGUCACAGUGGGUGAUGAGGUCUUCACUGCUAUGAUCUUUAUGGCCGUUGAGACUGUGGUGUUCAUGGGGUUAGCUGCAUAUCUGAACCAAGUCCUUCCCUCCGAAUUUGGAAUCCGCAGACCGUGGCAUUUCCCAGUUACGUCCUUUUUGGAAUCCAAGAAAGCCAAGGGAAGCUCGUCCACGGCUCAACCCAAUUCGGCCGUCGAUAUUGGAUCUGACGAUGAGGAUGAGGAUGUUCGAAUGGAGCGAAAGCGAGUUUAUAAUAACGAGUAUCGCGCCGAUUGUCCGCUAGUGAUGAAAGGCAUGCGAAAAGCCUAUGCGCCUCGUAACGGACGCAAGACUCCGAAAAUAGCUGUCAAAGACGUUACACUCGCCAUCGAAGAAGGCGUUGUAUUUGGUCUUCUCGGACCCAAUGGCGCGGGCAAAACGACUCUCAUAUCAAUCCUGACUGGCCUCUAUUCUGCAACAUCCGGCAAGGCAACCCUCGCCUCCUACGAUAUUGCGACCCAAACAUCACAAGUGUACAAAAUGAUUGGUGUUUGUCCCCAAUUUGAUGUCCUCUGGGAGGAUCUGACCGUAGAUGAACACAUUUAUUUCUAUGCGCGGUUGAAGGGCAUUCCGGCGAAGAACGAAGCCAAGGCAGUUGCGGCGAGUUUGGAGGCUGUCAAGCUGACGGGUUAUGACAAGAGAUUGGUGAAGGGGUUGAGUGGCGGAGAGAAGCGAAGGUUGAGCAUUGCUAUUGCGCUUGUAGGAAAUCCAAAAGUUGUGUUUCUGGAUGAGCCAACGACCGGUUUGGAUCCAGAGGUUAGACGUGUCAUAUGGAACAUUAUCAAUUCCGCUCGAGUCGGCAAGACGAUUGUGCUGACAACGCAUUCUAUGGAGGAAGCUGAAGUAUGCUGCCAACGAAUCGGCAUCAUGUCUAAAGGCUCUCUCCGAUGUCUUGGGCCCCAACUCCGCCUCAAGCAGCUCUACGGCUCGGGUUUCAAGCUGUUUAUAACAUCCGAAACCACCUCAAAACUGGCCCGAGCCUGUGCGUUUGUUGAAGGCGAGGUACUGCCCGGCCGUCAACUAGCGAAAUGGGGUACGCUCAAAUCCUCAGCGGAAUAUGAAGAAGCCAUUGGAACGUGGCAAAAAUUGGAAACCUUUUCCACGACAGUGUCUUAUAUCUUUACUCCAGAGUUUGAUGGAGAUAUUGCGCGUGUUUUCGAGGUUAUGGCAGUGGGGGGCCCGCGAAAUGGGGUUUGUGAUUGGGGGGUUACUCAGACUAGUUUGGAGGAGGUAUUUGUGAGAGUUAUCAAAGUGGGUGAAGAAGGUGCUGAUUAGAGUAGUAAUGUUUUUUUUUGUGGUUUAGAGAUGGUGUGUUGUACUUUUUGUGUAGAUACUUUUCGUGAUUUUUUGUAUAGACAAACCAUAGAUUUUUGUGCUCUAUCCUCUUGUUUUCUUUUUCUCAGUGCCUUUUAUUAUUGCAUUUGCAUUCUAAAAUAGCCAAG